GCACUUGGACUCCUCCGGUCCUUAAGGCCUCCUCCCCGCCCACCGCCCCGCCCCUACCGUCCGGGCGGGGCUGGGCCGAAAGUCCAGCUGCAGCUGGCUGGAGAGUCAGUGACUUCCUUAUUGUGUGCCCGGACCGGCAGUGUCCCAACUCGUUCUUAUUCCGACUGCUGGCCCAAGUAUAGGUCGGAGCCGCAACCCUACCCCAUCAGAAACCUUUUCAGCACAGGUCCUCUCCCCGCACUCCUUGUGCUCCCUAACAUGCCCAACCCCAGCAUCACCUCUUCUCCCUACCCUCUCCCUGAGGAAAUUAGGAACCUGUUGGCAGAUGUUGAAACAUUUGUAGCAGACAUACUGAGAGGGGAAAAUUUAUCCAAGAAAGCAAAGGAAAAGAGAGAAUUUCUUAUUAAGAAGAUAAAAGAUGUAAAGUCUAUCUACCUUCAGGAAUUUCAAGGCAAAGGUGAUGUAGAAGAUGGGGAGGAGUAUGAUGAUCCUUUUGCUGGAGCUUCAGACACCAUUUCAUUAGCUUCAGAAUGCUACGAUAAAGAUGAUGAAGCUCCCUCUGAUGGACAGUUUCCUCCAAUUCCAGCACAGGACCUUCCUUUUGUUCUCAAGGCUGGCUAUCUAGAGAAACGCAGAAAAGAUCACAGUUUUCUGGGAUUUGAAUGGCAGAAACGAUGGUGUGCUCUCAGUAAAACAGUGUUCUAUUAUUAUGGAAGUGAUAAAGACAAACAACAGAAAGGUGAAUUUGCGAUAGAUGGCUACAAUGUCAGAAUGAAUAACACCCUGAGGAAGGAUGGGAAGAAAGACUGCUGUUUUGAAAUUUCUGCUCCUGAUAAACGUGUCUAUCAGUUUACAGCAGCUUCUCCCAAAGAUGCCGAGGAAUGGGUACAGCAGCUGAACUUUGUAUUACAAGACAUGGAAUCUGAUAUUAUUCCUGAGGAUGAUGAUGAGAGGGGAGAAUUAUAUGAUGAUGUUGAUCAUCCUCUACCUGUAGGCAGUGCACCAAUAAGAAGUCAACCCAUAGAUGAUGAAAUUUAUGAAGAGCUUCCAGAAGAGGAAGAGGACAGUACUGUGGUGAAAAUGGAAGAACAAAGGAAGAUGGGUCAGGACAGUGUCCACCACACCUUAGGAGAUAAAAGCACCGAUUAUGCUAAUUUUUACCAAGGUUUAUGGGAUUGUACAGGAACUGUUUCUGAUGAGUUGUCCUUUAAGCGCGGUGAUGUGAUUUACAUUCUUAGCAAGGAAUACAAUAGAUAUGGCUGGUGGGUAGGAGAAAUGAAGGGAGCCAUUGGCUUGGUGCCUAAAGCCUACAUAAUGGAGAUGUAUGAUAUUUGAGAGUCCUGGCAGAGAAAGUCAACAUUUCAAGUGAAGAAAAAAAAUAAAAAUGCAACUUUCCCUUUCUGGCUGCAGAAAAGGAAGAUUCUACUGCUUGUCUGCAAAUGCUUUGGAUUUGGAAGCAUCAUGAAAGCAUGAGUGACAGCUCAUAACUUCCCUUUGUUUUGCCGAAUAUUGCUUGUCUUUGACUGUUAUUUUAUGCAACUGUUCAUUAAAAUGUUCUUUUGAUGUGAAAUUAAAUGAAGGGCAUUAGUAUAAAUUAGACGGAAGCAGUAACGUUAUACCUGUUGCUAUUUUCCAAAUAGUUUUUAUUUACCCAUUUGAUUUAGGUGAAGAAUUCAUCACUAUUUUAUACAUGUCAUAUAGUCUACUAUAUUGUGUAGUAGUUUACCACUGAUACUUCUGGUGUGAGUUGUUAUGUUUCUUAAUCAUUGAACAGCAAUUAUUUUAUAGAGUACAAUAUAUAAUUUUAUAUUAUUUUAAAUUGAGUAUAUCAUACAAGUUUUUUGGUAGAUGAUCAAGAACGUGUCUAUGUUAAAGCUUUGUAGAUGAUUUAUCUUAGUACUUAUUUUUCACAUAGUAACAUUUUCACAAGAGAGGUUUUACAGAUUGACAGAUUUACUUUCUGUUAAAGAUAGCAAAAAAAUAAAAGAAUGAUAGACUUGCAAAUGCCCAUGUGCUGUCACCUGCAAUCCAAGUGUAAGCCAGAAGAGUAGUUUGUGCAAAGCACCUUACCAAUAGCAAAUAUCCUGUUCCAUGAUGGCAUCCAACAUUUUUUACCAUAGUUUUGUUUAAAUUUAAAGAAACAAAAAAAUUCAUACUAAACCCCAUUUUACUACUAAUUUAAUGGUAUAAAGAAUCUCACUGUAUUCUCAAAGUAAGAAGGCAUGACCACUCACUCUCUUAUCCUACCUUAUCAUCGCUGUGCUAUUGAAUUCCCACUGCAAAAUAAUAGAUCUGAGUCUGUUCUACAUUUGUCAAAGCACUGAAAAGGAAAAAGAAUGCUUGGAGAGGAGAGGGUAGAAAUUACAGUGGUAGAGUGUACCAACAGGUGAGUAGAAUUGUGUUAGCCUGACAUGCGAGUUAUACUCUGUGCUGCCCGAGCAACACUUGCAGAAUCAAGUAUAGUCUACUUCCAAAGCUAUACUUUGGAAAUGAAUAGCUUUCUCCAAGAUAUCUCCAAGACACCUUUUCCUAAGAUAGCUAUUCAUUUCCAAAGUAUAUCUGAAUAUAUUGCAAAGUAUAUUUGAAAAUAUACAUUUUCAUGUAUAUUUGAAAUCGGAGUUAUUUUAGAUGCCUACAAGGUAUCAAUAUGGCCUUAACAAAUAUAGUGAAAUGCAAUUGCUGACUGAGUAAUUAUUUGGAAUAGACAUAAUCAGCUAAUAUUGAAUCAUCACUGAGCAGGUACUAUCUGUUGAACUUUUCAGAUCUUUGCUUUAUGAAGAUCUUAACCUUCCAAGUGAGCUAGAAAUAUUUAGAGACCUCCAUGAUUUAUGCAAAACUAUUUGCAAGCAAUAUUUCAGAGUGUCUGUUUUACAAUUUCCCUUCGAUACCAUCAUUAUCCAGUUGCAAAUGUAAAAAACAAAAUCUUAAUUUUAGGAAUUGUAAGUAAACUUAAGUAUAUAUAUAAACACUGUACAGUUAGUUUUAAAAAAUUACAUUUGUGUGGUUGUUAACCUUUUCCUAAGAUAGUGCCAUUGAAAUAGAUUGAAAUUAUCUUGGCAAAAGUUCAAACAACCAGAGAGAAGUUUAGUGGGCUGGUUUUCAAAUUCUGAGGCAUUGAAAAGCAAAAACAGUUGUUUUCGAUGACGAUGUAGCCUUGCUGUUGGAUUUAGGUUUCCAGUUUCUGGUUUAAGAGAAAUUUUUAGAACUAGGCCAGUAGAUGGCAGCAGCUUUUCAUUGCAUACAAAACCACUGGGAACCCCCUCCCCCACUCAGGCAGAAACCCGCCCACAAUGUAAAAGCAUUUGGAAGAUUUCUGCCUCCUUUUACAGUUAAUCCAGGAGAGGGAGUCCUUUGCCAACUGAUGACCAAGCCAGCCAGCUCUCUCUGAAUGGUGACAAUACAAAAAAAAGGUAUUACAGCUGUCCAGAGCUCCUCUGGCCUUUGUUCUUUUUUAACUUGAAUAUGAAUAGGACUUAAGAAAUGAAACAAAAGUGACAGGAAAAAUUAAUCAUUAUUUUAGAUUCAUGACUACUUCAUAUUCAUUUGAUGAAAUCAUUUAUAUACAACCAGGGAGAAAGUUUUCUUUACACCCUUGACAAUAUAUCACAGACUCUUCGAGAUCAUAAUAAUAUCAUUAAUGUGAAUUUAAACAACAUAGCUUGUUAAAAAAAUGCUAAUUGCUAUGUUCUCAUUAUGUUUAGCUUAGCUUUUAUUUGUUUUUCUAUGAACAGUUAGCUAAUUUUUUUCAAAGGUGAUUGUAAGUCAUAUUUUAUAUAGCAUUUUGCUUGAUUAUUUGCUCUGUACUGAAUUUGUACUCUAUUGCCAUUAGAUCUUACAAUAAUGUUCCACUCUGCAAAUUUUUAAGGUUCAAAUAAAGUUUAAUUGUUUGCAAA
Messenger RNA from Nycticebus coucang (slow loris), 3893 nucleotides. It is a transcript of the gene SKAP2, whose product is annotated as src kinase associated phosphoprotein 2. Gene Ontology annotation, molecular function: protein binding. The coding region runs from base 259 to 1335 and encodes 358 amino acids. Gene Ontology annotation, cellular component: plasma membrane; cytoplasm. The transcript has 13 exons. Lineage: Eukaryota; Metazoa; Chordata; Mammalia; Primates; Lorisidae. The record is from RefSeq and is a predicted model, not a curated record.